CGAACCGCGAUUAAAGUAUUAUUGGAUUUUAAAUUAGCCUUCUUUUGUUUAGAAAUCUACCUCAUGUAAACACUCGAUCAAAGCCUUCACAUCAUGACCGAAAAACAAGCAACCGUCUACGUCGUGGACCUAGGUAAAACUCUUGGAGAAUGCCACAAUGGGCGCAAGGAAACUGAUCUGGAAUAUGGCAUGCGAUAUGUAUGGGAUAAAAUCACGUUGACCAUGUCUACUGACCGCAAGACUGAUGGCGUUGGUAUUGUUGGAUUUCGUACUGACGAUACCAAUAAUGAUUUGAAAAGCGGCGGAGAAGAGGGAUAUGAAAAUAUAUCCGUGUUGAAGCCUCUUGGGCAAUUCCAGAUGACAGAUUUGGACGAAAUGCAAGAGGUUAUUAAACCAAGUGGUACUGAUGCUGGAGAUGCUAUAUCAGCAGUUGUAGUUGCGAUGGAAAUGAUUAAGGAGCAUACUACGUUGAAGUCCGGAAAGCCUGGUAAAUAUGCUAGGAAGAUUGUUUUGGUUACUGAUGGGAAAGGGUUUAUGCAUGGGGAGGAGCUUGAUGAUAUUGCCAAGGAAAUCAGCAGAAACGAUAUAAAACUAGUCGUCAUGUAAGUCGCUUUUCGCAGGUUGAGUUUGCUUGCUGACAUGAAACUAGAGGGGUUGAUUUUGAUGAUGCGGAAUUCGGGUUUAAGGAGGAAGAUAAAGGUUUGGUUAAGGUGAGUUUACCACGUUCCCCGAUAUAUUUUCUUGUAAUACUAAUUAUUGUUAGGCUGAAAAUGAGAAACUCCUGAGAGCUUUCGCAGAAGGUUGCUCAGACGGGAUAUUUGGUACUACAGCGGAAGCCAUAGAAGCUCUCGCAACACCUGUAGUCAAAGCAACAAGAGAGUAUAAUACCUACACAGGACCACUCACUUUAGGAGAUCCGACGAAAAAUCCUGAAACAGCUGUAUCGAUAGAUGUCGCUCGAUACUUCAAAACACAUCAAGCCAAACCUGUUUCCGCAAGGAGUUAUGUUGAAGCGGCGGCAGAUGAAGCGGGUGAUGAGGAACUUCCGGAUGCUGAUGAUCUUACCUCAGUCAAGCAGACAAGGACUUAUAAAGUCAAUGAUCCCACCGCUCCUGGCGGUAAGCGAGACGUCGAACGAGAUGAUCUGGAAAAGGGUUAUGAAUAUGGUAGCACUAUUGUUCAUAUUAGUCAAGCAGACGAAGGUGUCACAAAGCUUCAGGCAAUAAAGGAUUUCUCAAUCAUUGGAUUUGUGCCCAACAACGUAAGCAUAUGUACAUUCUACACACCCUAUAUCUGGCCUAACUUCUUUAGUACGAGAGAUAUCUUAAUAUGGGAGAAAGUUGCAUCACUAUUCCUCAAAAGACAAACGAAAAGGCACGAAUGGCAUUAUCAUCUUUUGUCCAUGCUCUACAUGAGCUGGAUUCUUGUGCUGUUGCCAGAAUCGUCAAGAAAGAUGGAGCGGAUCCACUGAUUAUAAUUCUUGCUCCAUUGAUAGAACCAGAUUUAGAGGGCCUCAUUGAUGUGCCUCUCCCAUUUGCUGAAGAUGUACGAAGUUAUCGAUUCGCGCCGCUAGAUAAGGUUUUAAAUAGCUCCGGCGGUCUAAUGGAGAAGCACAGAAACCUUCCAAGCAAAGAUUUGAAAGAUGCAAUGAGCAGUUUCGUUGAUAGUAUGGAUUUAUCGACAGCUGGAAAGGACGAGGCAGGGUAAGAGAAAUCCACUGGCAUCAUCAGCAUAUUAUUAACUCUGCAUAGCGAUCCGGUGGAAUACAUGGCCAUCGAAGAUACUUACUCUCCUGUGCUUCAUCGUAUCAAUCAAGCCAUACGCAGACGUGCUGUCAAACCAGAUGAGGGUGUAACUCCGCCUGCUGAUGUUCUAGUCAAAUGGUCACAUCCCCCUACCGAGCUUGUCGACAAAUCAAGUAGCCAGCUCACAAAAUUGAUCGAAACAGCUGAUGUCAAGAAAGGUAAUACGGCGCUUUAAGCUUCCUUGAUUUUCUCCUAGCUAAUAAUUUUCCAGUGCCCGCGACAGCUAAAGCCAAACGCAACCGAGAAGUCGUCAAACCUCUUUCCGGUCUCGAUGUAGACGCUCUUCUCGGUCGAGAAAAGCGCCAAAAGAUUACCGUAGACAACGCCAUUCCAGAAUUCAAGCGAGCACUUGCAAGCACCGAUUCCACCGAGAGCGUCACCAAAGUUACCCGAGAAAUGGGCGACGCUGUCCGCACACUACUCAAACGAAGUACCGGAAAUUCUACCUGGGCGCAGGCUGGAGAGUACUUGAGGAUCAUGAGAACUGAAUUGAUUGAUCUGAUUGAACCGGAAGUCUACAAUAACUUCAUUGAGAAAUUUAAGAAACAACUUCAAAAUGAAGGUUUUGAUAGGAUGUUUUGGUUUGAUGUCGUGAGGAAGAAUAAAUUAGGAUUGAUUCAUAUGGGUGAGACAAGCAAUACUAAGAGGACAGAGGAUGAGGCCAGACAGGUUUGUGCAUUUUGGCUGCUUUUACUCUAGCGGACGUGUUAUGGCUGACCAUGAGUGCAGUUCUAUAAUUUGGGUGCUGGAGAGCUCCCUAAUCGCGGAAAAGCAUAAUCGACACUGGAGUAAUACUUAAGUUGUCAUAUGGUGAAGGGCCCGAGAUGUCAUAUUUAGUUUCUGUCUUGUUUAUUGGCUUUUGUUCCGAGGACAACAUUGAAUUUAUCAGAUGAUUGAUGUCAAUUUUGCUGAUUUGGGACAGGUGAUACGGCUGGUGUUGGAUUCAAAAGCAUUGUAUUUUAUUUUGAUAAGCGGGA
Molecule: messenger RNA, 2782 nt
Organism: Sclerotinia trifoliorum
Lineage: Eukaryota; Fungi; Ascomycota; Leotiomycetes; Helotiales; Sclerotiniaceae
Source: the annotation of a GenBank genome assembly